Archocentrus centrarchus (flier cichlid) is the source of this 3552-nucleotide messenger RNA. It is a transcript of the gene fgf12a, whose product is annotated as fibroblast growth factor 12a. The record is from RefSeq and is a predicted model, not a curated record. NCBI's taxonomy places the organism in Eukaryota, Metazoa, Chordata, Actinopteri, Cichliformes, Cichlidae. Gene Ontology annotation, molecular function: growth factor activity. The transcript is spliced from 6 exons. Bases 1 to 774 code for a protein of 257 amino acids.
AUGGCCGCGAUCGCCAGCUCCCUGAUCCGGCAGAAACGCCAGGCGAGGGAGUCCAACAGCGACCGGGUCUCGACUUCGAAACGUCGCCCCAGCCCCAGCAAAGACCCCCGCUCUCUCUGCGAGAGGCAUUUCUUGGGGGUCUUCAGCAAAGUCCGUUUCUGCAGCGGCAAGAAAAGACCCGUUCGGCGGCGACCAGAUGCACCCUCGAAACCUCCACAGGUGUCCCAUAAGGGCUGCAGGCUAGAGCCACAGCUGAAAGGCAUCGUGACACGACUGUUCAGCCAGCAGGGCUUCUACCUGCAGAUGCAGCCGGAUGGAACCAUCGACGGCAGCAAGGACGAGAACAGCGACAACACUCUGUUUAAUCUUAUUCCUGUGGGUCUGAGAGUGGUGGCCAUCCAGGGGGUGAAGAGCGGCUUUUACAUUGCCAUGAAUGGCGAGGGCAUGCUCUACAGCUCGGAGGUGUUCACCCCAGAAUGUAAGUUCAAGGAGUCGGUUUUCGAGAACUACUAUGUGAUCUACUCGUCCACUGUGUACCGACAGCAGGAGUCAGGCCGGGCUUGGUUCCUUGGUCUCACCAAGGAGGGACAAGUAAUGAAGGGCAACCGGGUCAAGAAGACUAAACCCUCAUCGCACUUUGUGCCCAGGCCCAUUGAAGUUUGUAUGUACAGGGAGCCAUCACUGCACGAGAUAGAGGACAAGCACCGUUCCAGGAAGAGCUCAGGGACUCCCACCAUGAAUGGAGGGAAAGCUGUCAAUCAGGACUCCACAUAGCAUCCGAGGGAGGGGCUUCCAGCAGGGGGGAGUGGCCUCAUGCUGAAUGAGGGGAAGGGGCCAUAGGAAACUUCACCCGUCCCUCCCAAUGUACGCACCACCAUACCCUCUGGAAAAAAAAGACGGGUUAAUGAUGACAACGAGGGGCUAUUACUGUACACCCAAGACAACGAAAACAAAAACUGAAGUCUUGCCUGUGAAAACCUUUUAGAGGAAUUAAUAUGAAACCAGAGAGUGCGUGUAUAUAAAGAAAUCAUUUUCAAUCAGGACUUGACCAACAUUUUAUGCAAAAAAGAUAAAAAGCUGUGAUAAACAAAGGAAUGGUGGUCUCCCUUCACACAAAUACAAGUAUCUGUCAUUUUCAAUUUAUGCUGUGAAAAACAAGCUUUAAUACAUGUUCACUUUUCAUACAUUGUUUUUUUUCUCCUAAAUGCUAUUGUGCUUUCAUAUGCUUUAUUGUGUUGUUGUCAAUAAUAACUAUACCAUCAACAUUAUAAUCAUUGCUAAUUUGCUGCUCAAUCAUCCCAUUUAUUAUCAUGAUUAUUCUGGCUUUGUUUUGUUUUUGAGACUAAAGAAAGUAUUGUUUUUUUUUUUUAUUAUUACUCUGUUUUUUUCCCUAUCACAGUUUGAUCUUGAAUGCACUGUCACGCCACCUGCUCUGGUGUGAGGGUAAGACUAAAUAUACUGAAAGUUCUCUGUGAUGGACUCCAGUGGAAACAGAGUGCUUAGGGUGGGAUGUAAUUUACUCAGGUGUGUAUUGUAAGUUAGAUUAAUGUGACUAAUAGGACACAAACUCAUUUAUGUUACCCUGCUGUGGCAGGACGGGACUGAUACAAGCAAUAUAACAGAGAGCAGUCUAGUAUGUCUCUAAAUAAUACAAAGUCAAGCCGACAACACAUCUCAAUUUGUCAGUAGAAAAGACAAAGAAAGUUGUAUAAGUUGGUGAAAGUUGGCAAAAAAGGAAACCAGUUUUGGUACAGGUUCCGUAUUAUCUUAUCAUUUAAAAGGAGUAUUAGGUUAUAAGCAAUGAGAUGUCCAAACUUGUCAAAAACGACAAAGAAUAUUAUUCUCUCCAAAAGCUGAGAGGACAGUAAUGACCAGCAUCAGCACUACGAGCCAUGGCCAAAAAUGGUCACUUCACAUUUGCACCUCAAGAACCACAGACCCCUUGCUGUUAGCUAUAACAACAACUCAAAAUAUAACUAUAUAACAGUACUCUUUGAACUAUAUGGACUAAUCAUGAAAUGACAUUCGAUCAAAGACUUCUGCAAUUUUUCUACGCAGGAGAAAGAGAUGGAAUUUGUUUUGGCAAGCCUGGCCAUGAAGGGUUGUGGUGACUAAUUUCCAGAAAGUUCUACUAUUUCUAUUAUUCUGUUGUGAAAUGACUAGAGACUUUUUCAACACUGGUGGACAUGAUGCCUGACUGUUUAAUAAAUCAGUGACCUAACAUGUUAAAAUUUUUAAUGUAAGGUCACAAUCAUUAAGACUUUCCCAUCACAAUGGAAGCUAAAUGUCUCAUUGAGGAGCCAGUACAUCUGCAUUUGGCCAGAUUCAAGGAGGAUGUCUUACCAUCUCGGUGGGAUUUUCUGAAAUGGUAACACAUAUUGUCUCCACUCCCACUGGUUUUGUGACCGAUGAUAUGAGCUACUUGCUGCAUUGUGGAGGAAAGUCUUAUCUCUUUCAUAAAUCAACAGACUGACAGGGUUGUAUAAACAAGUUGAAUUGAUUGGUGCACCACAUACGCCGUGUACGCUGCUGAGCUUAUUCCUAAUCCCCAAUUAGUUUGUCUAACUCAGGAAGUUCUACAGUUGUGCAGUGAAUGGGCCAGAUAUAGAGGAUGGAUGCCCACUGUCCAGCACUAGUUGCACAAAGACUGGCACCAGUGUGGUGUUUAUGAAUUGGGGUCAGUAGCGUUAUUUAUUUUUUACUAUUGUUAAAGAUGGCAUACAGCUAAACCUAGCCAAGUUAGGAAGGCUGAAAAAGGGAAAUGGGUGGAACCAAGCAUGACCAUUGCAUGACUGUAAAAGUUGAUGUAAGUUUGGUUUGAGUUUGAGGUGGGAUCCAAUAUGAACUUCUUAUGAUUUUUGGGAGACUAUGUCCAAAACUUUUUAUGCAACGUUUUGAUCAGUAUUUUAGCGAGAGCUCAUAAAUGUCUCCUACAUGUGGUUGAAAACUGUUUGCUAAUUUGGUGAUAUGUACAGUAAAUAGCACAUAUUCAGUUGCACACAACAGACAGCAGUGACAUAGGUAUCAUUAUGGAUCUGGGAAAGUCUUCCAUCUGGGACCUGGGUCAGCAGCUGAUGCAAGUUAUCUGCAAGAGCUAACAGUAGAUUAGUUCAACUUCCACAGUACCUACUGCAUAACAGUGAUAGAUACAGUAUAUUAAACAUGACACUGAAAGUCAGCAGGCAAGACCAGCAUAUAAGUAUCUUUUUACAGAGGUUUAUACUGGUGCAUAAGACACAUGUUUGGACUUAAAGCAAUGCAUGAAGUUGGAUAUACUGAAUGUCAACUGUUGACAGAAGAAUGAAAGGAUGUGAGAAGGGAAUGAAUACACGAAUGAGUUAAAAACAGCUAAUAAGAGAAAGCAGUAAAGCAAAGCACUUUUUCAUGGGUUAAUUGACGUGUGUAAGAGUUAAUAAAGGCUUUGGUUGUAUGAGAUAUUAACUAUAAUUUUAAUAUUUUUAUGUUUGCAGAUGAUUUCACUGCAUUGGAACAUGCUCAUAUAUGCAUUAUGAAUUGUGAGAUGACAAAAAAUAUGCAUUGAUUAUAAAAAUC